This is a messenger RNA of Myxocyprinus asiaticus (Chinese sucker), 6665 nucleotides long. RefSeq names its product adhesion G protein-coupled receptor A3. Gene Ontology annotation, molecular function: G protein-coupled receptor activity; protein binding. Gene Ontology annotation, biological process: G protein-coupled receptor signaling pathway; cell surface receptor signaling pathway. The transcript has 19 exons. The record is from RefSeq and is a predicted model, not a curated record. Gene Ontology annotation, cellular component: external side of plasma membrane; plasma membrane. Bases 847 to 4992 code for a protein of 1381 amino acids. Lineage: Eukaryota; Metazoa; Chordata; Actinopteri; Cypriniformes; Catostomidae.
UGGAGCACGGGGCUCAAAGAAGAACACACUUCUCACUAGAUUGAACGGCACUGAUCAUAUGCACGGAUUUACCAUCUGAUCGCACUUUGUGGCUUUGGAUCAUACAUUCCUCCUGUAUGUUUCGUGCAGCGUCUUUACGGUUAUGAUCGACAGCUAUAUGAAAGCCUACUAUGAACAAUCUCUAAGUAAAAAACUACUUUACGCCUCCAGUUUCACAAGAAUGGUUUUAUUGUUCGGCAUGCGGAGAUUUCGCGUUUAACGAUCAGUUUUUGGCAAUUAUAGAAUAACUAUCACAUCGAAAUAGUUUCGCUUUAAUUUGAACGCACUGUGGCUAGCCAAAUGUGCAUCCGCAUUGCGCACAGAAAAAGUUUAUGUGAUCAGAUUUCCUUGAGUUUGUGAGACUGUUAUCUUGGGAUGGUUGCAGCUGUCUCGUAGAAGAAGUGAGAUCAACACUUUGACUGGCAACAAAGAAAAUGUAGCGAGUUUUAAGUAACAUCUUAUCGGUGGAGCUGCUUCUUUGCGCUAUAAAGCAUCGGAAACUUGCCGUUUAGUCGACCGAUAUCGAAAAGCUGGAGAAGAGAUGGAAAACAAAGGAGGAUAUUCGACCUUUUCUUUUCGGACUGGAAGUGUUAAAUCUUAAAAAUCAGUCAGUAUUUUGACCAUGACUUAAAAGUGCUGACCUGUGUCUUUGACUGUUUGUUUUGAUGGCUAUCGACGAAUAUUUGUGUCAAAGAUCGAGAGGCAGCGUUUAGGUAAAAACAACAACCACGUAAGGCUUCUGGGCUAUUUAUAUGCUAAUUGAACCCCCUUUUCUCGCCUUGUGUAUUCACAACGAAGAAAGGAGUAAUGUCGGUGGGCGCUACUUGUGUCCUUUUCCUGGCUUUUGUGCUGCUUCGAGGCGCGAGCUCUGCAGGAUCAUCUGAAUGCAAAUCAUACGAUGAACGCUCCAGAAAUGCAGGGAAAAGCUCCCCGUCUGGGGCCACACUGGACAGGAAAGUGGUCUGCAGCAAUAUGGAACUCCAUCAGGUGCCUUCUCCAGAAUCAUUUCCCAACAGAACAGUCUCACUGAUUUUGAGCAACAAUAAAAUCCAGAAACUUCUGAACGGCUCCUUCACUGGUUUGUCAUCAUUGGAAAGACUGGACAUAAAGAACAACAUAAUCACGCAUAUUGAACCUGGAGCUUUUUAUGGACUUUAUGCCCUCAAAAGACUUGACUUAUCCAAAAACCUGGUUGGCUGCCUCCACGUGGACGUUUUUAAGGGUCUCACAAACCUUGUUAAACUUAAUCUUUCAGAGAACAAGUUUUCAUCGCUGUCUCAAGGGAUCUUUGACAGUCUUGGUGCUCUGAAAAUACUGGAGUUUGAUAGCCCUUAUCUCCUGUGUGACUGUAACCUUCAAUGGUUGGUGGUCUGGAUAAAAGAGAAGGGGGUGGGCGUGAAGGAAACAUGCUGCUCUUUCCCUCGCUCCCUACAUGGUCAGCUUAUAAUCUCACUCAGACCUGAAACACUCACCUGUGAUGCCCCUUUGGAGCUUCCCUCCUUCCAAAUGACUCCAUCCCAGCAUCAGAUUGUCUUCCAGGGAGAUAGCCUGCCAUUCCAGUGUAUGGCCUCUUUUGUGGAUGAGGACAUGCAGGUUCUGUGGUAUCAGGAUGGAAAGAUAGUGGAACCUGAUGCCACUCAGGGUAUCUACAUAGAGAAAAGCAUGGUGCAAAACUGCUCCCUAAUAGCCAGUGCUCUGACCAUCUCCAACAUCCAGCCGGGAUUCACAGGAAACUGGGAGUGCCGUGUGCGCACCAGUCGAGGCAACAACACUAGGACGGUCCACAUUGUGGUUUUGGAGAGUUCUGCCAAGUACUGCUUGCCAGAUCGGGUGUCAAACAACAAAGGAGAGUAUAGAUGGCCCCGUACACUGGCUGGCAUCACAGCAUACAUGCCCUGUAAGCGUCAAGUGACUAGUGCUGGCAUCUAUUCGGGCAGCUCUGCAGAAGACCGGCGGGCGUGGAGACGGUGUGACCGGAGUGGGCAGUGGGCAGAAGAGGACUACUCACGCUGUGAAUAUAUGAAAGACGUCACACGUGUGCUGUAUAUCAUUAACCAGAUGCCUCUAAACCUGACCAAUGCAGUUCAGACCACACAGCAGCUGUUGGCAUACACUGCAGAGGCGCCCAACUUCUCAGACAAGGUGGAUGUGAUCUUUGUAGCAGAGAUGAUUGAGAAGAUUGGCAAGUUUGCAGAGAAGUAUAAAGAGUUGGGAGAUGUGAUGGUGGAUAUCUCCAGUAAUCUGAUGCUGGCUGAUGAGCGAGUGUUAUGGAUGGCCCAGAGGGAGGCCAGAGCUUGUUCACGUAUCGUUGAAUGUCUUCAGAGGAUUGCUGUUCUCCGCCUCAGUAAUGGGGCCCUUGCUUAUUCUACUAACUCUCAUAACAUUGCUUUGGAGGCUCAUGCAAUCAAGGCCAGCAGCUUCAAUGGCAUGACCUGCACGUUGUUCCAGAAGGUGGCACCAGACCGUACAGUCAUGGCCCACUUCACUCCCAGAGACCCCGACAUGAACCUAGAACGUCAGCUCAACUUCAAAUGCAACGUCACCAGCAACCUGUCAGCACUGGCUCUCAAGAACACCAUUGUGGAGGCGUCACUACAGCUUCCCCCGUCUCUCUUCUCAUCUCUGGGAAACUCGGGCCAGGCAGAAGAGGCUGUCUACAAGCUCCACCUGCUAGCCUUUCGCAAUGGCAAACUCUUCCCACCAACUGGCAACUCCACCCUCCUCAGUGAUGGCAGCAAGAGAAGAAGUGUGGUCACCCCUGUGAUCCUCACAAAGAUUGAGGGCUUCCCACUGAAGAACCUGCAGAAUCCAAUGAAUGCCACUCUCAGACGCUUUCUGCAGGGCUCAGAUGCGGUGCCCGCCUACUGGAACUUCAGUCUACUGGGGGGACAGGGCGGCUGGCAGAGUGAUGGCUGCCGGGUCAUCCAUCAAGACGACAACUUCACCACCAUGUCUUGCGAUUCACUUAAUAACUACGCUUUACUGAUGGAUCUCAAAAGGACCGGGAACGAUGCGUACAGCUUCAAGCCUCUUCACCCUGUUAUCUACGCCACAGCCAUCGUACUGGUGCUUUGCCUGCUGUCAGUCAUAGUCAGUUACAUCUACCAUAACAAGUCAGUGCGCAUAAGUAAGAAGUGCUGGCACAUGCUGGUGAACCUGUGCUUGCAUAUCCUCCUCACCUGUGCUGUGUUUGUGGGCGGCAUCAACCAGUCAUACAACGCAAGUGUUUGCCAAGCGGUGGGGAUAGUACUGCAUUACUCCACACUGGCUACAGCGCUAUGGUCAGGAGUGACUGCACGCAACAUCUACAAGCAGGUGACUCGCAAGGCCAAACGCUAUGAAGAGUUGGAUGAGCCUCCACCUCCACCCAGGCCGAUGCUGAGAUUCUACCUAAUAGGAGGAGGCAUACCAAUCAUUGUCUGUGGAAUAACAGCUGCUGCUAACAUCAAAAACUAUGGCAGUCAAGUCAAUGCACCUUACUGUUGGAUGGCAUGGGAACCCAGUCUUGGUGCUUUUUAUGGACCGGCAGCCUUCAUAGUUUUUGUGGACUGCAUGUACUUCCUCAGUAUUCUCAUUCAGCUCCGUCGACACCCUGAGCGCCGUUUUGAACUCAAAGAACAAUCUGAGGAGCAGCAGCGUCUCUCGGUUGCCGAGGCAACUGAAAUUACGCCUGCCCACCUGGAGUCCUCAUCUGCAGCAGCCACUCAACCGGUAUUGAUGGCCGCGUUGGAGAAUGAACAUACUUUUGUGGCCCAACUCCUUGGUGUUGCAGGGUCCCUUGCUCUUUAUGUAGCACUGUGGGUGUUUGGUGCUCUCGCCGUGUCCCAGGAGCGCCCAGCUGACUUGGUGUUUGCUUGCCUGUUCGGGGCCUCUGCUUUGGCCCUCGGGGCAUUUCUUGUGGCCCACCACUGCAUGAAUCGGCAAGACAUGCGUCGUCAUUGGUCACAGGCAUGUUGCCUGGGCCGACAGAACUAUGCCGUACAGGUUGAUGCUUUGCUUGUGCCUGCUUCGGGGUCUAGUGGAUCUCUUUUGACGUCCAGAGGAAAUGGCGAGGCUGCCAAGUUCCCUGCCAGCAGUGCUGAGUCUUCAUGCACCAAUAAGAGUGCACCAAGUCUCCGUAACUCCACCCAGGGUUGUAAGCUGACCAAUCUACAGGUAGAAGCUGCCCAGUGCAAAGCGGCCCCUUCAGCUGCCAAUGGGGCCGCCUUACUGGACAACAGCCUGACGGAGCAUUCAGUGGACACAGAGAUUAAGAUGCAUGUUGCACCUGUUGAGGUCCAGUAUCGACCUAGCUCUGUCAACAACAACAAUCAUCCAGGAAUGGGCAAUGCGAACAUCAAUGGCCACUCAGGACGAAAUCACAAGAACAGAGCGCGAGCACAUCGCGCCAGCAGGCUCACGGUUUUACGUGAGUACUCUUAUGACGUCCCCACCAGCGUCGAGUGCAGCAUGCAAAGCGCCCCCCAAAAGCGCCACCACCAUCACGAGAGUCUGCAUGCACGCAAUAGCCGACGGGCAGCGUACCUGGCUUACCGCGAGCGGCAGCAGAGCCAGCUUCAACAAGACAGCAGCGAUGCCAGUGCGAGUUUACCCCGCCGGUCGCGCCAUAUUGAUAAGCGGGCCAGCAAAGGUGGAGGCACCCAUUUGGGCAACGGCCUUGGUAAUAGUUUUGGGCAUGGACUUAGCAGCAGCUUAGGCAAUGGAGUGAGUAAUGAGGCCAUAAUCGGAGUAGGGGAGGGGUUGGGGACUUAUGUCACCAGCCAAACUAGAGACUGUCCAAAACAUCCCCUCCCUGUUGAACUGGAGGUACAGCCCAAGUCCUAUGGGUUGAAUCUAGCAUGCCAAAAUGGACCUGCCAAAGACUCAGAGAGACUACAGAAUGUGUCGCCUCUGAACAUGGAGAGUCCUGGCAAUAUUAAGACUGGCUUGUGGAAAAAUGAAACUACUGUGUAGCAAGAUUCCCUCCUGGAAGACUACAUAUCAAAACGUUUACCUAUGUAACUGUGAAUCCUGUAUUUUGUUAUUUUAAUCCAAAUGGUACAGUUUGUAAAAAAAAUAGUUUUCAAAAGAAUUUGCAUUUUAAUUGUUUAUAUUCAAAAUACAAAGAUAUAUAGUUUCCCACAUGGCUGCGAAUCAUAAUGCUCUAUUUUUGUAUCAUAUAGGCCCAUUUUGUAUUUCAUUCUUACAUUUAUAUGUGAAUAUGCAUGAUGUGCUGCUGUCCUUUAAAAAUAUAGUGGGUUAAUCCUUUACUGUAUAUCCCUAGUCAAAAAAAAAAAAAGUACUUUUGAGAAUUUCUAUCAUAAUUUGUAAAGAUCUUAAAGGGUAUUUACUUGUAGGAUUUCAACAGAACACAAAACAUCAACUAGAUCUUUUCUAACACUUAGCUCCCAAUAGGACAAUUAGGUUCAUAAAAUGGAAAUGCCCCUGUAGAACAUCACAAUAAUAUAAAGAAACUCUUUGGGGAUUUUACAGUUCCUUUAACUGUCUUUUAACACACAUUAUUUCAAUACAAUGCAUGUAGGUUUGUGAUAAAUUACCCAUCCAAAAGGGCUCUAAGAAUUCUAUAAGAAUCACGUCCACACUAAUAUUCUUUUGUUUGACCUCAUCAAAACUGGAAACAUAUUGGAUGUGGCCUAAAAAUCCUAUAAGAACCAUAUAAGAUGCCAUUUAAGAACUGAUUCUCAGCUCAUUUUUAUUUGAUUCCAAUAGCAUCCUUUAAGAUUGGUUCAGAAUUAUGGUGAAAUUCCACUAGGAAUACUGUACACAUUCCUUUAGGAUUUGUUGACUAGGUAUCUUCAAUUGUGUUUUCACAAAAUAAAGAAGAUUGUGUUUAUUUGCAGCUAUAAUAAUAAUAAUAAUAAUAAUAAUAAAACACUUUUCACAGUGCACUUCAUCUAAUAUACGAGUUCUAAAGGGAGUUAAACCCUUCAUUGAGAACUUCCUCUUAGCUCUGUGGUUUCGAGUAAUUGGAACACAUUGUACCAUUGCGUCUGCUUCAUGGAAAUCACAGGCUCUAAUUGAGGUGCAGGUCUUGAUCUCUGUGUUGUGGUGGAAUCAGUUCGAUGGGCAAUGUCAAGAAAUUCUGGGCUGCUGCCUCCAGUGUUGGAUGCCCACGCAGUGAUUGAUGGCUGACUCUCAGAUCGGGCUGCCUCUCAUCAUUAGUAGUGACGGAGAUAUAAUUGCUGUUGUGCAAUCUCACCUCUCCUACCCCCUUCUUGUCUAACUUGCCAUAAGUCUGUCGAGCUCUUAUCAGCAGGGCAAUACAGGACUCUGUGUGUGUGUGUGUGAAGGAAAAUAGAAAAAUGCUUUAUUCACACACACAUGUUGCUAAGAAUUGUGGAUCAGCAUCAACUCUUGUUGUGUCUUUUUUUAACAACCGAAACUUUGUAAGUUAAGUGGUGCUAAUGAAGUCCAUUGGGGUUUUGCUUUGUUAAAUUAGGCAAGAUUUCAAUUGUGUUCAAGACAGUGAAGGAUACUGAGAUUAUUGCUUUCAUAAAUUGGAGAUAGAUAUGGUUUUGCACUAGAUAUAGAGCUUGUUGUAGACAUAUUGAGCAUUUUUCCUGCGGUAAAACAGUGCCUGCCUAGACAGAAAUAUAAAAGUUAAUAAAGGAAGACUCUCAAAUGAA